AUUAGAAGGAAAAGAAAUACAUCAUGUCCCUUAACUAGCCAACCCCAAGCUACUCAACCACAGACUGCUUCAUCACAACCUAUCCUACCCAAGCAAACCAAGUUUGCACCAGUUCCUGCACAACACUCCAACUCAUCCAAGAAAGUGAGGAAGACAAACAAUGUAGUGAGGACAUAA
Ilex paraguariensis (yerba mate) is the source of this 177-nucleotide messenger RNA. NCBI's taxonomy places the organism in Eukaryota, Viridiplantae, Streptophyta, Magnoliopsida, Aquifoliales, Aquifoliaceae. The record is from the annotation of a GenBank genome assembly.